Molecule: messenger RNA, 869 nt
Organism: Tilletiopsis washingtonensis
Lineage: Eukaryota; Fungi; Basidiomycota; Exobasidiomycetes; Entylomatales
Exons: 1
Coding region: 177-683 (168 amino acids)
Source: RefSeq, a predicted model, not a curated record
AGCGAGCUGCUCACGCAGCGCCAGACCGCAGAGCACCGCAUCUGAGCCAGCCUCGUGACCCACGGCCAUCCGAGCGCUCCACCUAAGAGCCGACAUCAGAGCGGCCGCGGCACAUCGGGCCCUUGAGCUGGCGGCACUCGCGCCCGUGUUCCGGUGCUCUGCAGCCCCUAUUUCGCAUGCACCGCGAACUUGCGGCACAACCGCCCGCCGUCGGUGCCGCCGCCGCGUGUGGCACGACAAGCCGAGCCCACGCACGCCGUACCUCACCUCGGCCGCUGGCUAUCGCCUCGCCUCGGCCUCGCAGCUGCAUGCUGCUUCUUCUUCGCUGGCUCCUGCACCGAAGUUCAGACCUGCGUGCUGCAGCAGAGGCAGCAGAAGCGAGCGCCAGCAAGCUGCCGCGGCACCGGCCUGGGUGCUGCGGCUGCGGCAGCGACGUGCCGUCAAGCAUGAAGGCACAGGCAGGCCGCCGCAGGCGGCAGGGUCGCGUUUUAGCGCUUCGGCACAGCCUUUUUCGCGGCUCAAGGGUGCCGCACAAACGCAGCGCUCAGCGGUGCCGAGGUGAGCGAGAGGGCACGAUUGCGGUGACAGCAGAACCGCCUCUUGAUCGCGCGCAGCUCCUCGGCCCUCAGAGGGCACGGCAGCGGCACACGGCGGCAGCGCCGAGGCUGCGGGCGGUCAGGUGAGCGGCGAUGAUCGGCGCUGCGCACCCUCGGCGCAACGUGCAGCCAUCAGCAGGAGGGCAGCGGAGCGGUCCGCAGCCGACGGCGAGGCGCAGUGCAGGGUGCACGCCGCUACGGCAGCGGAUGCGGCACUCGCUCGGGCCCGGCCGCCGUCACAGCGCAGCGCCUGCCACUCUCGCCUGCCAGCCA